Molecule: messenger RNA, 2135 nt
Organism: Macadamia integrifolia
Lineage: Eukaryota; Viridiplantae; Streptophyta; Magnoliopsida; Proteales; Proteaceae
Product: hydroxycinnamoyltransferase-like
Exons: 2
Coding region: 342-1676 (444 amino acids)
Molecular function (GO): acyltransferase activity, transferring groups other than amino-acyl groups
Source: RefSeq, a predicted model, not a curated record
AACUCCAUUUUGGUUCGUUACCCUCAUGGUUGGAUUCUUAGACCAUGUGAAAUCGGAAUCCAUGGAGCUCAAUUCCAUUACCGAGGUUACUUGAAACUUGUUUAUCAGUGCAACCCAAUUACCCAUUGUGACUGGAGUAGUACUGGAAAGAGCUCAGAGACAGAGACCACCGCCCAAGAAAUAAUCAAGUACCCAUCAUAAAUGCAGCUCAACCAAUCCCACUCUCCUUUAAUGCAUACUCCUCAACACACUAUUCUCUCUUCUUUAACCAAUAGUCUCUCUUACUCUGCAUCACCUCCAAGGAGUUAUCAAGUUAUCAAUUUUUCUCCGGCGAGAAGAGAAUGUCAGAAGCCGGAAAGCUCGUGAACGUACACUCGGAGCUGACGGUAGUGUCGGACACACCAGUAGAGCAAGGGAAGAGGGUACCAUUGUCCAUAUUGGACCACGCCAUGGGUCUCCAUACCAUUCACAUUGUCUUCUAUUAUAGGUACGAUCGUCCCAAGUCAGACGAUCUUGGCCGCCUGAGGGAGUCUUUGUCUCAGCUCCUCACCUUUUACCCGCCUGUGACCGGCCGGUUACGGAGGAGAGCGGAGGACGCCAACUGGGAGGUUACUUGCAACGAUGCUGGGGUCAGGAUUUUGGUGGCUAGGGUCCAUACCACCCUCGAUGAAUGGCUGAGAUCUGCUGAUGGGUCCCGCGAGAGAGAUCUGACGGUCUGGGAAGACUUUCCGGAGGAUGAUACCACUACCUGGUCUCCUUUCCGCAUUCAGAUGAAUGAUUUUGAAGGUGGAGGUCUGGCCAUUGGACUCAGUUGUACGCAUCUGUAUGCAGACCCUACCUGCUGCACUACACUGUUGAAGACAUGGACCGACAUACACCAGCAUGUCUCCAUUGCAUACCCACCAUUCUUCCAUCCUCCAGCCCUACGAGGCCGAGCUAGUCCCAACACAAACACUAAAUCUGCAGAUUACUAUGCAACCAAGUCAAAGGCUCAACACCCAUAUCCUGUGAAAAUGUCCACUGUGACCUUCCGUUUCUCAGAGACAAUGAUCAAACAGUUCCUAUCAGAAGUCCAAACUGAGUGCCCAGAUUCUACCCCUUUUGAUGUUCUUGCUGCACUCUUCUGGUCAAGUGCAAUGCGUGCCAAGGACGAGAUGUGCAAGCUUUCUAUAGGUAUUGACUUCAGGAAACUGUUGCAUGCCCCUCUCCCACAUGGUUAUUUUGGUAAUGCUCUUCAUUUUUCUCUGGUUUCAUUUGAGGAAAGUAAGAUGGGUGAAGGUGGAUUUGGAUUAGCUUAUUUAACUGGGCUUGUGCAUCACCAUUUGUCAAAUCUUGAAGAAGAGGAGUUGUGGUCAGCUAUAGAUUGGCUUGAAUCACAAAGGGAAGAAGGAGGGAAAUAUGCACAACCCUUCAGGAUGUAUGGGCCUGAGCUGACAUGCGCCAACAUGGAGCAUGUGUUUGCAUACACAGGCAUUUUAGAGGACAUGAAGCCAUUACAUGUCUCAUAUCAUGUGGGGAAUAUAGAGGGUGAAGGGCUGAUUUUGGUUCUCCCAUCACCUGAAGAAGGGCUAGGAAGGACAGUGAUGGUGACUUUGCCAGAGGACCAAACCAAUAAGCUAAAAAAGGAUCCUGCUAUCAUGUGCCUGGAGCCUACCAUUCUUGUUAGUGGGUGUUGAUAAUCUGGUUUUUAAAGCAUUCAUGAAGUUGGUGUUUGAUUGCAGGAAUAAUUCACAGAAGGAAAACCCAUUUGAUCAUUGCAUGUAAUACUGAAUUUCUAGGGGAUUUUAAUUUCUAGACAGGUUGUUUCUUGUUCAAAACUAGAAUAUUGGAAGAUAUUUAUCUGAAAGAUAAAUAGUUUUCCAAGGGAAAUAUCAUUCCACAUGGAAAAUUGGAAAAUAAUGGGAAUGUGCUCAGCUCCUCUUCCAGCCUUUCUUCAUGCACAAACAAUCAGCUCCUCACUUGGGUAAGUGUAAGGAUGUAAAUGGAUGGUCAAAAAUUCAUGUUUGGUUUGUGUUCAUAUCUGAUUAGAGGAAUCUGUAAUUGAGUAAUUGGUUUCUGAAAAAUUAUCUGAUGUGGAUACAGAUUUCAAUUUCAAACAUGAUAUUAUCUGAUCUGUUUAGAUCCGAUUAUAAAAA